Molecule: messenger RNA, 2961 nt
Organism: Anopheles coustani
Lineage: Eukaryota; Metazoa; Arthropoda; Insecta; Diptera; Culicidae
Exons: 6
Coding region: 515-2197 (560 amino acids)
Biological process (GO): manganese ion transmembrane transport; Golgi calcium ion transport; Golgi calcium ion homeostasis
Cellular component (GO): Golgi apparatus
Molecular function (GO): manganese ion transmembrane transporter activity; calcium ion transmembrane transporter activity
Source: RefSeq, a predicted model, not a curated record
UUUGCCGUCGUUGCCGUCUUCGCGUCACCUUCAUGCUUCUCGUGGUUCCUUAGCCUUAGUGGUCGUCUUUCAGUCGCCGUCGCCGUCGCCGUCGCGUUAUUUCCUUCACCGAUUACAAUAUCUCUGUGCUGUCGCCUCUUGUCAACCCGAUGGUCAAAGCAAUUGGCGAACGAUAAACGUGUCGCGUAUCAGUUAUUUUUACACCACCAGUUAGCUACGUGAGUUUGGAUGGACAUUAACCGUACGGGCAAUUACAGAGAAUACGCAGCAGCCGACUCUGCUUCAUUCGUUCCUCCAGUGCGAAGCACUACAGGUGUAUUUUAUCGGUGCGAGCCGUGCGUUUGCCGUGUUUCAGUGUGUUUAAGUCAGUCGUCGGAUUAACAUUUUCAUCGUUCCUCAUAGCAACGGACUAACAAAUUUAGAAGCUUACGACACAACAGGGUGCUGCAAGUGGUAGCAAAACUAAAGUCAAGUUGAGCAGACGCGUCGCAAGGAAGCCCAAACCCAAACCAGAAUGUCGGGCAAGAGCGUGAUGAAUAAGUUUGUGAUACGAAAUAUCGUACAGCGGUUCGUGAACUGCACGUACGUUUGUGUGUUCUACCUGAUGCUCCUCUGCAUGCUAGACACGGCCGGCAUAGGGGCGGACAAGAUGCCGCAGGAGGACAUUUCGGUCGUGACGGAGAUCGAAGAGCUGUCGCCGAACGGAAGCAGCGGUGCACCGACCGAGGGUAAGGGGCUGCUCACGUCCGAUAUCGGGUUUGUGCACGCGUUCGCCGCCUCCUUCAUGGUGAUCAUCGUUUCGGAGCUUGGCGAUAAGACAUUCUUCAUUGCGGCAAUCAUGGCCAUGCGACACCCACGGUUGACGGUGUUCCUGGGUGCGAUCGCUGCCCUCGCCCUCAUGACCGUUCUGUCGGUGGUAUUCGGUAUGGCCGCCACCAUAAUACCGCGCGUUUAUACGUUCUACAUCUCUACCGCACUCUUUGCGCUGUUCGGCCUGAAGAUGCUGUACGAUGGUUACCGCAUGUCGGCCACGGAAGCGGCCGAAGAACUUGAAGAGGUGCAGUCGGACCUGCGAAAGCGCGACGAUGAGCUGGCACGAUCGAUGAGCGGCGGUCGGAAGGACACGGUCGAACUCUUCCCGCUGAGCGACACGGAGGAGGAGGCGGCCAGCAAGCAGAAACCGAAACCGAUGCUGUCGCGGACCGCAACCGCCACGUCCUCGAUCGGUAGCGUUCAUCUCCAACAGGAACAUUCGAGGCGUAGCAACAACGGCUCCAUCCACUCGCUGGCCGCCGACCAGCAAGCGACGCCCUCCGGGUCCGGCACCCUGCGGUUGUCCUCAUCCGCCUCUCAACUUUACGGUGGUACGGCAGUGUUCGGCACUGGUGCGAAGGCCACGACGCAGGACAAUGCUCACCAAACGGGAAUCUCGACCGGUGAAGCCGGUGAAACGGAUGGUAAUCUCGAAAGCUCACCCAACAGUUUUGGUGGCGAUAAAACCGGUGACGAAGGUGGCGGAACCGCGGCGCUGGACGCACGCGAACCGAACCGCACAAGAAACCUUACGGCCACGGUUACCGGAGACGUGAUGGAGUCUUCCCACGGCAAGCUGAUCCUGCUUAAAGGUGGCGUAGUGGAAAGCGAGCAACGGCAGCGACUGCGUACGGCCAACAACAACGGGGUCGACACUUAUGCCGCCACUUCCGGGUCGUCGGCUGGACCUACGGCCAACGGAACCGGCGGAGUUGUCGGAACAGCGGGAGGAACUCAGCAUAAAACGCUCGAACGCGAGGUUAGCGCUGGCGGGGGCCUGAUGGUGCAGGACGCCGAAUCGGGUGCCGCGCGACGUGGUUCGACCCGUGGCCGGUUGAACAACAACAGUGCCGCCCUGAAGCUGCUGUUCCGCAUCUUCAUGCAGGCGUUCACGAUGACGUUCGUGGCCGAAUGGGGCGACCGGUCCCAGCUGACGACGAUCAUCCUGAGCGCGCGCGAAAACGUGUACGGUGUGAUCCUCGGCGGUAUCAUCGGGCACUCGAUCUGCACCGGACUGGCUGUGAUCGGUGGGCGCAUGAUCGCCCAACGAAUUUCUGUCCGAACUGUGACCCUCAUCGGUGGCGUCGUGUUUCUACUGUUUGCCCUAAGUGCACUGUUCUUCGGGCCGGGUGAAGAGGAACCGGUGAAGGUGCCAAUUCCGUAAAGAAUGCCACCAUCCGAACAGACCAUCCUCCUCACCCGGAACAUUCGUUCCGGAAGCAAUCAACUAACGCAACGCUGCAUGGCCGUAUCAUACGUUUAAGGCAUAGCUGUUCCCAACUAUUUGUGUGCUUACGUCAAUGGUAGAAGAGUUUAGGUUUAAUUUACACCGAAAGACCCAUAUUCCCUCCACAGUUGAUGCAGUUUCUUUUUGUUUUAGGGAAAUUGAAAGAUAUCGUUUUGCUUUGUGUUUUGCUCAUCAUCAUUUCAGUUGUACAUUAAGCUUUAAAAACCAUAGGAAAAAAGGAAUGAGGUUCUGUGUACAGAGGUGUAGCAAAAACUAUAUAAAUAUGUAGGAAUAAUAACAUCAAGCGAUAAAACAGGAUAUCAAAUUAGGCGACAAAUUGCAUAGUGAGACCCAGCCAGUAAUGGAAAGUAUUUUUAACAUGAUAAGUCAGUCAAAGUCACCGUGUGAAAAUGGUAUACCAUAGAAAAAGGAGGGCACGAAGUGCAUGCGAAGAAAAGGGGGAAAUGGGGCGAACUCACGGAGCCUUGGUAAGGCAGGGGUUUGUACAGUGUUUGUUUGUCUGCCGAAAAUGUAUUAGGACAUUACGCCACUGAAAUAACCGGACAUUGUUACUUGCUACUACCUUAACAUGCGGGUGGAAGACAUACGCUUGGUGGGAAAUGAAAACUGUUGCAAAAAAACCGAUAUGCAAGAAAUUAAAUUGGAAAAAGGAAAAUAAACUUGACUGUAUGUUUGUAGAA